CUCCGGCCCCCUCCCCAGUCGAAAGAAAGCAGAGCAAGCCGCGCCGCCGCCGCCGCCAAUGCGCCAGGCUAGCGGCGCAGGAGGAGAUGACGCAAAGGGCCGUGCGCUCUCCACCAAAAAAGUGCUUCUCCCGGACGAAGAUGGCGGCAACUUAGCGCAGGGCCCCAAGAUGAGGGUGGCCCCCGGGCGGCAGGAGGCAACCAAAUCCGUGCCGCGAGCCGGGAGGGAUCGUGCCCGGCGGGAGCUUCAGCGAGAGCCACAGCAACCGCACCGCAGUGGCACCAACACUCCUAGCAGCCGCUGCAGCGGCGGCGGCGGCAGCAGCAACAGCAGCGAAAGCAGAGCCAGCCGCAGCGGGAGCCACAGCAGCAGAAGCCGCCACCUCCGAAGCGGCAGGAACUGCAGCAGCCUCAGCCCCGGCGCUCUGGAAUCUCCCCAGCAGCCCCGGAAACCUGUCGAGCCGCAGCCACCCCAGCGCCAGGAGCUCGUCUGGGGCUAGCGGGGGCGCAGUCCGCGGGGUUCCCCGGGUGGCUCUCCAGGGCGCCGGGGUGGGGGGUGGGGGCGGUGGAGCGCGGCAUGAGGCGACGGGCGGGAAGCGGGGGACUGGCGGUGUUGGCGCCAAAAUGGGGGCCUGUGCUCUGACCAUGCCCGGGUGACAGGAAAGGCGAGGGAGGCAGGGGACGGCUACCGGCCCGGCCCAGCCCAGCCCAGCGCGCAGGAGCACCAGCACCAUCGCCACCAUUCGCACCAACAACGCCGCCGCGGCCACCCCCACCCCCGUCGUCACCCUUCGCUGAGGGGGGAGCCUGGCGCCCCGCCGCCCAGUGUCCAUGCCCGUGGGGCCGUCGAGCCCGGCUGCGGAGCCCCCGUCGCCGUGGAGCCGGCCGGGGCUGCGCGCUCCCGAAAUAUGAGCAGCCGCCCCACGGGAGGAUCCGGCUCGGGCGUGUGCUUCGGCCCGCGGGACACCGACAAGCCCUUCGCCGACUCGGAGCGGGCACAGAAAUGGCGCCUGUCGUUGGCCUCCCUGCUCUUCUUCACCGUCCUGCUCUCCGACCACCUGUGGCUCUGCGUUGAGGCCAGGCAAGUCGCCGCCGGGCGCCAUCGGGACCGGGAGCGCCGCGCGGAGCCGGGCAUGGAGCACGACGUAGGGGGGACGGCCCCCAGCAGCAGCCCUGCCGCACCGGCCACCGGCCAGUGCUUCAGCUUGCUGGGCGACGCCGAGGCUGCCUGUCGCCGCUUACAACCGGGGGGCUCGGCCCAGGCGGAGCUCUACCUUCCCUUUUGUAAUUCCUAUACGCUGCGCGAGCUUUUCGCCGGGCUUUCUCGCCCGGACACGCUGAACUGCACUGUGGACCACGGCGAGGAUCACGAAGACGACGACUGGGGCGCUGGGGAAGGGGAUCGGCGCAGCAGGGAGGAGGAUUGGCUUCGCUCCUGCCGCCGCUGCGUUCUGGUUUACCAGAGGUACGACCGACAAGCUCAGGACCGCUACCGGGAGUUCGAGCUCGUGCUCCAGAAAUACCUGCAGGCGGAGGAAUACUCGGUGAAAUCCGGUCCGGAGGAUUGCAAGACCGUCUACAAAGCCUGGCUCUGUUCCCAGUAUUUUGAAGUCACACAGUCUCAUUGCAACAACACAAUUCCUUGCAAGCAAUACUGUUUGGAGGUUCAGACAAGGUGUCCAUUUAUAUUACCAGACAAUGAUGAUGUCAUCUAUGGAGGAUUAUCGAGUUUCAUCUGUACAGGGCUCUAUGACAAUUACCCAACCAAUGCAGAACCAGAAUGCUGUGAUGUCAGAUGGGGACUCUUAUCCGAUAACCAAUCCAAAGGGACUAUAAAAACAAGUGACUCAAUGAUGUGUCACCGGACAUCACUCACAGUUUCAUCAGCAUCAAGACUGUGUAACAGCAGACUCAAACUGUGUGUUCUUGUAUUAAUUCUCUUACAUACAGUACUCACUGUCUCAGCAGCACAGAAUUCAACAGAACUGAGCUUUGGAGGCAUAACAAAUUUUGAAGAUAAUUCCACCAAUGAGGAAUAAGAGACCUGAUCCAUCUCCUCCUACAGGCACAUAGCAGGCCCACCUGUACGACAGUCAGACCCAAAAGACUGGACCUUUUUACCCUCUGUUCACUCCUCCAAAAGCCUUCUGGGUAAAACUCAACUGACGGGCCACUAUCCAAACAAGGACACGUCCUAUACAGCUUUUUAUUGACUAAAAGGCUGUCUGGUGACUUAAAUUUCUCACACCAUUUUAUACACUGUGUUUUAAUGUUUGGGGUUUCUUUUUUUGGUUUGUUUUGCACUUGUUAAUACAGGAUUUUAUUUUUCAGACAGUUUCUCAGAGCUAAACUAAGUCUUAUCUAUUUCUAGUCAUUGUGUGUGUUCAUCAAAUAGUUUGGUCUUUUAUGUCUUGUCAGUUUCUAUUAGAAGAAAGAACUGCUGUGGUUCCAUGGCAAAAGAUUUUUUUAAAAACAAAACAGUGAAAACCAGCCCUCCCCUCCCAGCCCUCCUCUCCACAAAACCAGUUCUCUUUUUCCCAUUAUAUUUUCCCCUGCUUCAAUGCCCCAGAGCAAACCAUUUCUGCUUGCUUUCCUUUGGUGUAAUCACAAUGAAUGGGUGCGCGGUCCAACACACUCUGCCACUGUUAUGCAAGUCAUCUGACUGGAGAAACCCAAAGUAAGGGAGGGGCGAGGAGGAGAGCACAAUUAACAGGUACUCUCCUUGAAAGUGGGAUCUGACAGUGGAACCUUAAUAUAAAGAAAUCUAUAACAAACUGUUGCUCCAAGGCCCAUUUUCAAAAAGUCUAGUCCUUUCUCAUUGGUCAGUUGAACAGGAGUGGCCUGAUAGAGAACACCGUGUGUGAAACCAAGCCAAGAGCUCAGCGAAGUGAUGAGAAGGGAGACCAACACACUGGUGGUAAAAGUUUGGCAUUCAUUGUGAAUUACGGUUUUUAUUCCUCUGUUAUCACCUCUGUACCACAUGAUUAUACCAUCUAUAAAAGCCAAGAGGUUUACGGGAAAAAAGAGAAAAUUUUAUUUCUACCUGUUUGAUUCUGAGGAUAUCUAGAGAUAUCACAAAGGCGGUGAAGAACAUAGAUUUCCUAUCAAGUAUAGGUAAUAUGGUCAUUGCAUGUGAGUGUACAUACUCUGAACAUAAAUACUGGGGUACAUCUCUUCUGGGAUCACUUGCCCAACCAAGCAGAUGACCAUUUUAAAAUGAAUGCACCCUUGUGUGUUAUGCUCAUAUGGUUCCUACAGCCUGCGAAAUAGUUUCUGCUCCUCAUGGCUACAAUUAAAUCCUUGGAAAUAAGGUAGGGUGGGGAGGAGAUCAAAUGGAGUUAGUGAAGCUGGAAAAAUACAUUUUUUUCUUUUUUUAAGGAUAUUUUCAUGAGUGUGCAAUAACAUUUAGAUGCUGGGCUACAGUAUGAGUAGUCAAGUAUUGUGAGGGAUUAAUGGGAGAGGAUAAUCCAAUUGCCUUUUUCAUUGCUCUUUUUAUAGGACCAUAUCACCUGCUGAGUGGAUGGGAUCUUGCUUUUUAAAAUGGCUUUUUAGAGUUUACACUAGAAUAAAUGGAAGGAAAAGUUAAUAAGGGCUGUUUUUUUAAAAACAAAACAAAAAACAAACUUUUCAUUCCUUCCUGUUCUCUAACUACACUUGGAAAGUGCACUUUAGAGCUGUUUGCUGUGUAGCUGAGAGAUGAAGGAAAAAAGAUAGAAAAUAUUCUCUUACUUCUUGCAUAAAAACAAUAUUUCCUUGCCCAUUUCAAGAAAUGUUUCUGUUCCUCACUGCAUUGUUGAUAUGCAUUUUUAUUCAUGUUUUAUGAUUUGUGAAGUGCUGAAAAAAAGACAGCCUAGACAAACAAACAACCCUACUGCUUUAGCAGAUUAAACUAAUGCAUUUGUUAAAUUGUAUAAGCUGAACUAUUUUGCAAGACUUCUUGUUUUGAUAGUGUUUUGCUAUGACUGAGAAUGAGGAUCUUAAAAUGACCUGUGCAAAUACAAAACAAAACAAAACAGCACGUAAACGCAGAAUUCUUCAGCUUCAGUUUCUUUCCUUACGUUUUCCCUCCUUUCCACUGCGUGUGUACACUCACAGAUAUCUACAUGGCAUAAAGCACCAUGCAUUUUAGGGUGGGUUUUCCCCACUGGGAUGAGUACAUUUUCUGAUACAUAUUGUGAGAAUGCGCUGAAAAUAGGUAUGGUGUGAAAAUGGAAAGCUUUAUUUAAUGAUGGAAUGUAAAUUUCAAAGAAAAUCUGAUCUCUUCUUGCAAAAUUCACGCAACGAAAUCUGCACAGAGCCACAGCGCUGGGGGGUUUAAGCGAGAGUCAUGUGAGAAAACUCUUAGGAGAGCUCUUGUUCAACUGACCACUUUUUUUCCCUGAUCUUAACAUGUAAAAUGGUCAAUAAACAGUUUGUUAUAUACCUUGAUCUACCUCUGCUGUACAAAGGCCAUUCAGCAACAUCCAUUUCUGUGACAUUCAUGGCAUCAUUUUGUUUUUCCCAUGAAUUAAACAUUCAUAUUUUUUUCUUCCAUUUCCCCCCUACUAUCUCAACACAGUAGUGUGUUCUGUUCACAUCCCCCAGUUACAAUAACAUUAAAAAGAGAUGCUAAUUCUUCUCAGUGGGAUCCUGUUUUGCCUCAUAAUGAUCUACUGCAGGGAAUACCAGUAAAAAAUGUAUUCUCUUUGCCCCCAAUCCUUUUCAACUGAAUUUUUAGGGGGGGAGAAAUCAGCUCAUUUGAUUUUUGGCUUCAGGCAGGGAUGCAAGAGAAAAAGAACUCAUGAAAAAAAAAAACAGUGGCAACAUUAUUGAUUUGCUUUAAAAAAAACAACACCAAACUUUGAGUAAAAUGAAGUAGGAAGCACAAACCAUUUUACUUAAAAAUAUAAUAAAAUGUUUCCUUCCUUUCAAAAUAGCUGCCUGCAGUUACAUUUGUCUCUGUCACUAUCCCACACCCAAUCUAAUUCUUUUACUGAUUUUUCUUUUUUUUCCAAAAGGAAUACAGUAUAGUGUUCUUGGGAGACAGCUGCUGCGAUGUAUGUUAUUGUUUAGUCUGGGUAUGUUUACUCCAGCAGUGUGGUCUGUAUUCUUUCUUAGCAGCAGCUAAGAAACCAUGCCUAGAACAAAAGGACUUUUUUAAAUGAAGUUCAGAGAAACAUAAUCAUGUAUGAUGCAAAAGCUCAUCCCAUCCAUUUCUCAUCCGUAACCGUUUUCUUAGCACAAACCUGAGCAUGCUUGAUAUUGUGCAUCUAUUACUUUUGCCCAAAUAAAUUUGCAUCUUGCCACUGUAACUGCCAUCUUGUUCCAUUUCUCCUUGUACUGUAUGAGUUGACAUACAUGAUGAAGAAUUGGCUUCUAACAGACCAUAGUUCAAUAUUCUAGCCUAGUACAAUGAAGAAAGAGAAUGACAUCUAUUUAAAAUUGUGUGCAAAACACUUCCCCUCUUUCACAUGUUUCAUGAUUUGGUUUUCUGAAAUAAGGAAAAAUCCAGAGUUAUUGCAAUAUAUUAAUACUGCAAAGCCAAAAUGUCAUAGAUCAUAAUCAGAGUUACUUAUUGUUUCUUCCUUACUGCACUUGAGAAUUCACUAUACUGACUUUCUGUUCAUUAAAGAGAGAGAAUAUUCUUUUGGGUGUGGUGAGGUAAAUAGAGCUAUUGAAAGCUAUCCCUCAAUGCAGAAUUACUCAUUUUGUGGAAAAGUGUAUUAAAAUUUGGGUACAGCUGAAGAUCAAGUUCCAGUGAGUGGGUGAAAGAUUGAAUAAGGAUUGAAAUAUUUCAAAGAAUUAUUUUGUGUAAUUCUUUGAAAUACAGAAACAUUUAAAAGGUAACAGAAAUCAUAUAUGAGAUAUAGCAAGUUUAAUUGGACUAAAAUUGUGUGGUCUAGCCUGAAAUAGCUUUAUUAGAACAACAGAGAAUAAAAACAUUUCUUUAUUUUCCUCUGUUUUCUAAGGAAGAUCUCUAUUUCUUACUAAACCUAGUGAAAAGAGCUGAAAAGGUAGAAUUUCAAAGUAAAGUCUCUUUAACAUUUUGCAAAAUUAAUUUAACAGAAUUUAACUAAAUAACAGAGUUGGAAGGGAUGCUGGAGGUCUUUUAGUCUCCUAAUCACAUGAAUAGAUAAAAUAAACACCUUGAUCACAGAUGAUAAGACAAGAAUAAAUAUUAAAUAAACAAGAGAAGGUUGUAUGCCAGUUAGUAUAAUUCCAAGCUUCUACAAACAAAAUGAUCUAUUGGAAUGAAAAGUUAGAGGAACAAAACAUCCUUAGACAUCCUUAGUCAGAUUAAAAACUCUGAUUUAAGAGUCUCUUCCAUUAGGUUUUUUCAUGUUUGAUGAAAUUGUAACAGAAAUUAUUUAUAAGAGUGUAAUUUUAUUUUGAAUAUA
Crotalus tigris (Tiger rattlesnake) is the source of this 6376-nucleotide messenger RNA. It is a transcript of the gene NALF1, whose product is annotated as family with sequence similarity 155 member A. The transcript has 3 exons. Gene Ontology annotation, biological process: calcium ion import across plasma membrane. The record is from RefSeq and is a predicted model, not a curated record. Gene Ontology annotation, molecular function: stretch-activated, monoatomic cation-selective, calcium channel activity. Gene Ontology annotation, cellular component: plasma membrane. NCBI's taxonomy places the organism in Eukaryota, Metazoa, Chordata, Lepidosauria, Squamata, Viperidae. Bases 908 to 2038 code for a protein of 376 amino acids.